GCGCCGCUGCGGUUAGUGGCUUCGAGGACAUGAAGGAACCAGACAAUCAGGAUACAGAUGAGGAAAAAUCAGAUAAAUCAAAGAGUGAAAGAAAAACAUCUCAGAGGUCUUCUAGGUCCGAAUCAAGAUCUGCAACAAGAGACGAUUUCAAAUUUUCACAAGAUAUCACAGAUGAUAUGUUAACUGAAGGGGAAGACUCAUAUUCAGACGAUGAAGACUUAUAUGUAGAGCAUUUGGAAGGAAGUUCAAGUUCAUUUCAGGAUGAUAAUUUGGAAAGCACUGGAGAAUCUCUGUACGUGGAAACCCCUGCCCCACCUGCGGAAGAGGCAGAGGAGAAAGUUAAGAAGAAAAUAUCAGUUAGUUUCUUCUACAAUUAUGAUGAACUUGCUUCGAGGCCUUUUGUGACUCCAGAUUCGAGCAUACCACUUCAUCUUCUCACGCUUGUACAUUCCUUCGGUUAUGACUGCAGAAAGAGGGCCAACCUACAGCUUCUGGACAGCAGUACCCUGAUGUACAUAGCUGGGAACCAACUGAUUCUUCUGGAUUUGAAAACCAAGAAACAGACCUACCUGCGAAGUAGCAGUGGUGGAGGAAUUGGUGUUGUUGGGGUUCACCCCAAUAAAACUCACUUCGCAGUAGCUGAAAAAGGAUCUUCUCCAAAUAUUAUCAUCUAUGAGUAUCCUUCUCUGAGGCCAUACAGAAUCCUUCGAGAUGGUACUGACUUGGGAUAUGCCUAUGUAGACUUUAACUAUAAUGGCACCUUGCUGGCGUCUGUUGGCUGCAGCCCUGAUUAUACAUUCACCAUCUGGUAUUGGGAAGAAGAGCAGCCCAUACUGAGGACAAAAGCUUUUUCCCAGGAAGUUUUUAAGGUUACUUUCAACCCUGAAGAUGAUGAGCAGCUUACUACUUCAGGAACAGGCCACAUCAAGUUCUGGGAAAUGGCUCUAACAUUUACUGGUCUUAAGCUGCAGGGGUAUCUGGGUCGAUUUGGCAAAACAGCUACUACUGAUAUAGAAGGCUACAUGGAGCUCCCUGAUGGGAAGGUGCUCUCAGGGUCAGAGUGGGGUAAUAUGUUGCUCUGGGAAGCAGGCCUCAUCAAAGUGGAGCUCUGUCGUGCUGCAAGGAAGUCUUGCCAUCAUGGUCCCAUUAACCAGAUAAUGCUGGAUGAGGGUGAAGUUAUCACUGUUGGGUCAGAUGGAUGUAUUCGGAUCUGGGAUUUUGAGACAAUAGACACUGCUGAUGCUGUUGAUGACUCUGGAUUGGUGGAGAUCGAGCCUAUGAAUGAGCUUCAAGUAGGCAAAAAUGUCAGACUCUUCUCUAUGAUCAAAAUGGAGGAACCUGGAAAUAACUUUUGGUUGGCUCAGGAUGCCAGUGGUGCCAUAUGGAAGCUUGACCUUAGUUUUUCAAAUAUUACCCAGGAUCCAGAAUGCCUCUUUUCCUUCCACUCUGGACCUAUCCAAGCCAUGGCUGUCUCUCCUCUCACCUACCUCAUGGCCACUACUUCCUUGGACUGCUCUGUUCGAAUCUAUGAUUUUGCUAGCAAAACUCCUCUGACUCAGAUAAACUUCAAAGAAGGUGGUACUGCCCUCACCUGGGUACCCCAACUGGUAAGCUAUACUGGAGCACAGAUUAUUGCAGGAUUUGAAGAUGGGGUUGUUCGAGUUCUUGAACUUUAUGAUCCAAAAGAGCUUGCAGUUUUUGCAGGACGGAAGAAAAUUUUGGAUGCAGAGAUCCAACUGAAACAGGUUUUCAAACCCCACACUGCUCCUGUCACUGCUUUAGCUUAUGAACGUGAUGGAGAAAUUCUAGCCACAGCGAGUAAAGACCAAACUGUCUUCUUCUUUGAAGUAGAAAAGGAUUAUAAACCAAUAGGUUAUAUUACUACUCCUGGACCUGUUUGCCAGUUAAUGUGGUCUACGACCGCUCAUCCUGAAAGUACUCUACUGAUUAUCUGUGAGAAUGGCUACAUUCUUGAAGCUCCACUUCCAACCGUAAAUGAGGAUGAGGAAGAUCAUGAUGUAGUUUCCUAUGAAAUCAAAGACAUGAACAUAAAGUGUUUCCGUUUCACAAGUGUCAAGUCUAAGAUUCUGAGAUUAAUAGAAAUUGAAAAGAGAAAGAAACAAAUGGAGUUGAAGGAGAAAGAGAGGGAAAAAAGGAGGAAGCAACUAAUAGAAGAGUUGGGAGAAGAAGGAGAAAAAGUAUUCCAGGAGGAGCAGGCAGAGGAGGAGGAGGAGGAGGAGGAGCCAUUACCUGAAAUCUUCAUUCCAUCCACUCCCUGUCAAAUCCUCUGUGGAUUUUACUCUGGACCAGAGAAGUUCUGGGUUUCUUUGGGUGGCUAUGAUGCUGGCUUCCUGUAUCACUGUGCGUUCCCCCCGUUUGACAAAGAUCGUGAUAUCACAGAACAGAAAGAUGAGCCUUUUGAUUUCCGUUUUCUUGAGGAUACAGAGGAUAAUCCUGUCCGAGCUAUCACUUUCAGCCUUAAUCAAAUUAUGAUGUUUUGUGGAAUGGAAAAUGGAGCCAUUCGAGUCUAUAUCCUAAGUCAGAAUGACUUUUCACUGACUAGUAUGGCGGAAUAUUGGCAAUUCUGUGUGCAUGACAAUGAUUACGGGCGUAUUGAAAACAUCUCCACUAGCUUUGAUGACCGUUUCUUGGUGACUAGUGGAGCAGAUAGUAAUAUCUUUAUUUUCAACAUUUUUUCUGAAUUAGCAUUAGACAAAGACAUCAAAGCCAAAGUGCCAUUGCCCAGGUUUGGAAUUGAAACAGAGGCAAUUCCACAAGAUAUUGAAGAUCCCAAAGCUUAUAGUAUUGAGAAUGCCAGAAAAAGAAGAGAACAUGACAAGUUAAUGAAGGAAGUGGAAGAAAUAAAGGCUAGAAAGAGAGAAAAGCUCAAAGCUUUGAGGAAUGAAUUUUUGAAACUGCUGGAAAUGAACGAAGAACUACCGAAGCAUAUGCAGCUUAAACGAACAAUACAAGAGUAAACCUGAUGAUGACUAUGAAGAUCCCAAAGAUGUUCAGGCCAUCAAAGAAGCCCAGGCACAUAUGGGAGACUUUAAUCUGAAGACAGCCCCAGACUACAAGAUACCUGAGCACAUGAGAAUAAAUGCUGACAAGAAGGAAGAGGAAUUGGGAAUCCUAGACACUCUGGUACUUGCCCACAUAUUUCAUGACAGUAAGAAAACAACCCAGAUUUUUCGUUGAAUUCUUCUAGAACCAUACAUUUCCCUAUCUAGUCCAAAAGGCUAUAUCAUCAUAGAAAUUUAGAAUUGGAAAGGAUGUUCAUGAUUGUCUAGAAUAAUACCUCUUUUUACAAAUGAGGAAACUGAAGCCAGGGAUUACAAGAGA
This is a messenger RNA of Trichechus manatus latirostris (Florida manatee), 3342 nucleotides long. It is a transcript of the gene CFAP44, whose product is annotated as cilia and flagella associated protein 44. The record is from RefSeq and is a predicted model, not a curated record. The coding region runs from base 30 to 2978 and encodes 982 amino acids. Gene Ontology annotation, molecular function: protein binding. The transcript is spliced from 22 exons. Lineage: Eukaryota; Metazoa; Chordata; Mammalia; Sirenia; Trichechidae.